Protopterus annectens (West African lungfish) is the source of this 777-nucleotide messenger RNA. Its product is annotated as leucine-rich repeat flightless-interacting protein 2-like. The record is from RefSeq and is a predicted model, not a curated record. The transcript is spliced from 10 exons. Bases 85 to 777 code for a protein of 230 amino acids. Gene Ontology annotation, biological process: regulation of DNA-templated transcription. NCBI's taxonomy places the organism in Eukaryota, Metazoa, Chordata, Ceratodontiformes, Protopteridae.
UUUCAUGUUAUAUUCUAGAUCUCGAUUCAUUGGAAGUGUCCAUACUCAAGUUAAAAUUAUAAAUUUAACAGCAUCUUGGAAGAAAUGGGAACACCUGGAUCUGGAAGGAAGAGAACUCCUAUAAAAGACAGAUUCUCAGCGGAGGAUGAUGCUUUGAAUCAAAUAGCAAGAGAGGCUGAAGCAAGACUUGCAGCAAAGCGAGCAGCUCGAGCAGAAGCAAGAGACAUACGCAUGAGAGAACUUGAACGGCAACAAAAAGAGCUUUCUCAGCGCUCCUUGGAUAGAAAAUGGGGACAGAUUCAGAAAUGGAUGGAAGAUACAGAAAAAGCCAAGCAUUUUCAUAGGUCAGGCCAACAUAGUCUUCAUCACAAACACCAUCUGGUUUCAGGUGGUGAUGUCAAGUUUGCUCAAAGUACCAGCAGUCACAGGAGUUCUUCCUUUAAUGUGCGUAACUCAAAUAGAAGCCGUGCGACCACUUCUCGCAGAAGAGAUCUUGCUUCUGCCUUCAUGAAGGAGAAGACCAGGAAAAAUCCCUUAACAAUGGGAUUAUACCAUGACCAGAGGAACUACAGCAACCUUGUAUGUGGCAGUUCCAUUUCACCAUGUACUAAGCUCUUGUCUUCUAGAGGUUGCUUAAAUAUUAAAGUAGCCCACACAGAGGGAGAUUACAUCAAUAAAAACACAGGAAAUGGGUUUUUGCUAGUGUGCCAUAAGAUUUUUUGUGGAAGAAAAGGCGGGAAAAAUAAUGUGAAUGUUGGAAGUAAAAUUGUUCAGUAG